CAGCAAACUUUGGACCGACGGAUUUGGUCCUCGGCUCUUUGGUGUCCCGGAGGCGGAGCUGGCGGCGGCGGCGGCGGCGGCUGGCCAUGGCGUCCGAGGCGUUUAGAGAGCCCGACACGGGCGACGUCCUGCCCCAGCACAGGCUUGAUCAGAGGUCCCUGGAGGACUACCUGAGCCGGCAUUUGCCCGGCUUCGAAGCCGAGCCCACCAGGCCCCUGACCGUCGCCCAGUACAGAUCAGGACAGUCGAAUCCAACCUUUUACCUUCAGAAGGGAUGUCGAACUUUUGUACUCAGAAAAAAACCACCUGGCCCUCUCCUUCCCAAAGCACACAAGGUUGAUAGAGAAUUCUAUGUGCAGAAAGCCUUGUUUUCUAAUGGAUUUCCGGUCCCUAAGCCUUUACUGUACUGCGAGGAUGUCUCUGUGAUUGGAACCGAAUUUUAUGUGAUGGAGCAUGUAAAGGGUCGCAUCUUUCGUGAUUUCAGUCUUCCAGGAGUUAGCCCUGCAGAACGAUCUGCCAUAUAUGUGGCUAUGAUAGAAACCCUGGCCCGGUUGCAUUCACUGGAUAUACAGACUUUGGGUCUGGAAGUGUAUGGUAAAGGAGAAGGGUACUGCAAGAGACAGGUAUUAACAUGGACAAAGCAAUAUCAAGCUGCAGCUCAUCAGACCAUCCCUGCUAUGAACCAGCUCUCUACCUGGUUAAUGGAAAACUUGCCAGAUCAGGACCAGGAGCAAACCUUGAUUCAUGGGGAUUUUAAAAUGGAUAAUUUGAUUUUCCAUCCAAAAGAGGCUCGUGUAAUAGCAGUUCUAGACUGGGAGCUUUCAACCAUCGGCCACCCUUUGUCAGACUUAGCAUAUCUUUGCUCCUUCUUCUUUUGUCCUAGGACUCUUCCAGUGUUAAAUAAAAGCAAGAGCUUGCAACAUAGCGCAGGGAUACCAUCAAUGGAAGAACUGGCUUUAAUUUAUUGUCACAACAGAGGAAUUAGCACUACACUUCCUAACUGGAACUUCUUUCUUGCUCUUUCGUAUUUUAAAUUAGCUGGAAUACUGCAGGGAGUAUAUGCCAGAUAUCUUCUGGGAAAUUCUGCAUCUGAAACAAGUUUUCUGUUUGCUGAUGCUGUCAAACCCCUAGCAGAGGUUGGACUACAAUUUGCAAAGAGAACUUCGAGUGCUGUGCUUUCACAGCCUGACCCUUCAGGAAGAUUGUUCCUCCAGACUAGGACAGGCCAAGAAGUUCUGCUCAGGGUGAAGCAUUUUAUGCAGCAAUACAUACUGCCAGCAGAAAAGGAGGUAACAGAGUUCUAUAUUUACAACAAAAAUUCACCGGACAAGUGGAAAAGGCCUGUAGUGAUUGAAAAACUUCAGGAAAUGGCCAAAGCCGAAGGGCUCUGGAACCUCUUUCUGCCAGCUCUCAGCGGCCUCAGCCAGGUGGAUUAUGCUUUGAUUGCCGAAGAAACAGGAAAAUGUUUUUUUGCUCCAGAUAUUUUCAACUGCCAAGCACCAGACACGGGAAAUAUGGAAGUACUUCACUUAUAUGGAAGUGAAGAACAGAAGAAACAGUGGCUUGAACCUCUUCUUCAAGGAAGAAUUAAAUCUUGCUUCUGCAUGACAGAGCCUGAUGUUGCAUCUAGUGACGCUACUAAUAUUGAAUGUACUAUUGAACGAGAUGGUGAUAACUAUGUCAUCAAUGGCAAGAAAUGGUGGAGCAGCGGAGCUGGGAAUCCAAAAUGUAAGGUUGCCAUUGUCAUGGGUAGAAGUAAGAAUUCUUCUGCACCCAGACACAAACAACACAGCAUGAUACUAGUUCCAAUCAACACACCAGGAGUGGAAUUAGUAAGGCCAGUGUCAGUCUUUGGAUAUUUGGAUAAUUUCCAUGGAGGACAUUUUGAGAUACAUUUUAAUAACGUACGAGUACCUGUUUCCAACUUAAUACUAGGUGAAGGAAGGGGCUUUGAGAUUGCCCAAGGCCGACUUGGACCUGGCCGCAUCCACCAUUGUAUGCGAUUAAUAGGUAUGGCCGAAAAGGCUUUACAGAUCAUGUGUGAGCGAGCGGUCCAGAGAGUGACCUUUCAGAAGAAAUUAUACGCACAUGAGGUAGUGGCCCACGGGAUAGCUGAAAGCCGCAUUGCUAUUGAGGAGGUGCGCCUGCUGACCCUGAAAGCGGCCCACAGCAUUGACACGGUGGGCAGUGCCCAGGCAAGGAAGGAGAUUGCCAUGAUCAAGGUGGCCGCCCCACGGGCAGUCUGCAAAAUUGUGGACCAGGCCAUUCAAGUUUGUGGAGGAGCUGGAGUCUCUCAGGAUUUCCCUUUAGCCCAAAUGUAUGCCGUGAUUCGAACCUUACGGAUAGCAGAUGGGCCCGAUGAAGUUCAUCUCUCUGCGAUUGCAAAAAUGGAACUGCGAGAACAAGGCCGCCAGCUGAGCGCCAGGAUGUAGGGCCGGUGGGGCCGGGUCCCACCAAGCGUCCGAGGUGGCCGGGCACAAGCGUCCCUGGUUAAGUAGCCAGUGAAUCAAGCUCUUCGUGUUAAAUCUUGUGUUUUUGUAGGAAUUGGAAAGAUUCUUUGACAGCCUCAUAACUAAUCAAAGCAUAGGAAAUAUUUGGAUCUAUUUUUUUUGCUUUUUUACAAAUUAUUAACCCUUAUCUUGCCUACAAUUGAUGGUAAUUCUGGUAUCUGUCUGGUUAGGUGAAUUUUCCAGUUAAGAUGUAUUCCAAAUAGCUAAUUCUUUAGCUGUCAGUCACCUAGACUGAUAGUAGGAUCUUUGAUUGGGCUUUGGCUUUUUAAACUUCUCAUUUGAGUGAAUUGAUGGCAAAGAAGCACAAGUGCCAUGAGAGUGGUACAGAAGGCGUGAGGUUGGCCUUGAGGCCCGGACACUGCUUGUGCUUGUUUGUGGCGAGGAAACACUGAAAGCAGAGAUCCCCAGCCUGGUGUUCGUGAACUUGUUGUUGCUGUUGUUGUUUCACACUUUGACAGUUGCAUUUCACUGCAAUUGAUUACCUCUGUAAUCUUCUAUUUAAAAACACGAUUCUGAGAAGGAGUCCAGAGACCUCCCCAGACUGGGCCCAGCAGGCCCAUGGCACCCAAAGGUCAGAACUCCGUGAAAGGCGUAUUUGACGGUUGCUGUGUAGUCAGACAAGGGGAAGCCUUUACAACACCAUGGUGAAGAAACAAGUGGGCUGUCUGCCUCUGAAUUCAGAGAUAAGUCAUCAGAGCCUGCUCUGUCUAGAGCACGGGUGCUGGGGACUGAGGGAGCAGAACAAAAUGGAGCUUGUCUUGGAGGAA
This is a messenger RNA of Phascolarctos cinereus (koala), 3277 nucleotides long. RefSeq names its product acyl-CoA dehydrogenase family member 11 (gene ACAD11). Gene Ontology annotation, molecular function: acyl-CoA dehydrogenase activity; flavin adenine dinucleotide binding. Gene Ontology annotation, biological process: fatty acid beta-oxidation using acyl-CoA dehydrogenase. The record is from RefSeq and is a predicted model, not a curated record. Gene Ontology annotation, cellular component: cytoplasm; mitochondrion. Lineage: Eukaryota; Metazoa; Chordata; Mammalia; Diprotodontia; Phascolarctidae.